Molecule: messenger RNA, 1759 nt
Organism: Nothobranchius furzeri (turquoise killifish)
Lineage: Eukaryota; Metazoa; Chordata; Actinopteri; Cyprinodontiformes; Nothobranchiidae
Product: dual specificity protein phosphatase 13A family protein
Biological process (GO): protein dephosphorylation; negative regulation of MAPK cascade
Cellular component (GO): cytoplasm
Molecular function (GO): protein tyrosine/serine/threonine phosphatase activity; MAP kinase phosphatase activity
Source: RefSeq, a predicted model, not a curated record
GUCUAUUUUACAUUUACUAUAAUAAAAUACUUUAUCUAAAACAUAAUUUAAUUAGGGUGAUAAUUUAUUCAAUUAUUAAUAAAGAUUUAAUGCAAUCUGAAGUUUUCUAUGUUUUUCAAAUGUGGACGACUAUCUUCUGCUUAUUAGUCUUUUCAAAAAUUAUUUUUUUUGUUCAUCAACCUCUCUAAACAGUUUUAAAAAGAAAAAUAACAUUGUAUAAAGCAAGACGUGUAUAUUUUACUAUAUACCGGAGCUUUUACAGCUUAUUCAUAUUUUAGUUAUUUUAUUUUAAUCAGUAACAGCCGUUAGAAAUCCUUAUUGUAAAAAACACUUAGAUCCUUUAAAUUAUCUGACACGUAUUAUGUUGUUAUGAAGAUUUUACUCGUAGAUUUUUUUUUCUAAAGCAUCAAAAUUAAAGAUCACAUCUGAGCACCAAAUCAAGUAAUUCCCAAAGAUUUGGAGUUGUAAACAUGGCAUUUAGAAAGUAGGUCGCUGCUUUAUUUCAGAACUCCAGCACCUGUCUUUGUCAGUAAACAGUGUGGCUGCAGUGGAGCCUCAGCGGGGUUCGGAAAUACAAUUUUAGGAACUAGAGGAAUAACUCCGUCAAACGUAAGCUGGAAAAUAGCUUUUCAUGGGUAAACAUGUUUUUCAUGUCAUAAGAAAUGAAUAAAAAGCCGGACAGUAAUGGGGGUUCUGCUGUAACUCCCUCUUUAAAAGAGCUGCACAAGGUUCUGUAUGGAGGUAAAAGAUUUGGGAAUCAUCUGGAUGAAGUUUGGCCCAACCUCUUCGUUGGGGAUUUGUCUGUUGCCAAUGAUCGCUACGCUCUAUGGAAGCUGGGAAUUACUCAUGUUGUGAAUGCAGCUCAUGGGAGGACAUGCUGUCAGGGGAGUCAAGACUUCUAUGGACCUUCUGUGGAAUAUUACGGAGUUCCUGCAGAUGACUCACCAACCUUUGACCUUUCUCGCUAUUUUUUCCCCACUGCUGAGCGUAUUCACAAUGCACUUGACACAGAUGGUGCUCGAGUUUUAGUGCACUGUGCAGUCGGGGUGAGUAGGUCCGCCUCUCUUGUCCUGGCUUACCUGAUGAUCCACCAACACUACGCCCUCUUAGACGCGAUCAAUAAGGUCAAAGAGUGUAGGUGGAUUUUUCCAAACAAAGGAUUCCUCAGACAGCUUUGUGCUUUGGACGAGAAGCUGCACAAGAGUUCAGCUCAACAAUGAGCUGAUCUUUAACUUACAGAUCCUCACACAUCUGUUUUCUUCCUGAAGAUUAAUGAAGCUUCGUGUUCCUGCCAGUGGAGGGAGACACUGGUCUUUGACUUUGAGCUGUUUGUUUCAGGAAUAGAGCUGAAUCAUUUACUCCCCUCCCUAUCUCUAUUUCUAUCUGAUGCAGUUUGAUAUUGUAACGUCCAGCAAUGGUCAGUUUUUAGGUACAGUUUGACCAUUCAACAUCUGGUCAAAAAGGAGACGCAAGACUGCAUGUGUCCCCUUUAUAUUGGCCUGCCUUCAUCUCAUCAGCUGGAGCUCAGAGUCUCUGCAGCUCUGAACACAAAUCACGAAAUGUCAACAAUAAUGUUCUCUCCUCAAGGUCCAGUCUUUCAGGUCUUCAUACCUCCAUAUAAGGAACACUCCAGCUCGGAUCAGUUGCUCAGUCAAAGAAUGAUUUCCUAAAAAAAGAUAUGAACUUCUACAAUUUAUAAGCUAGAUAAUCAUUAAAUAAACAUUUGUUUAUUGCUACUUAUAAUAAUUAUAAUAUAAUG